AUGAAGGAGGUAAUUGCUAAACAGAGGCCAAUGGGAGGAGAACCAGAAGUUGCAACUAAAAAGUGUGGUAUAGUCUCGCCAGCAAAAAAAAUCCCUAUCAAGAAGAAAGACCCUAGAGCGGUGGUGACACCGUGCACCAUCCAGGAGAGAAUGUUUAAAAGGGUACUCAUUGAUUCUGUUUCUAGUGUGAGUUUAAUGCCAUUGUCCAUUUUCAAAAAGCUUGACUUGGAAAAAAUAAGUGAGAGUGAGACUAAAUUAAAGUUUGCUGAUCACACCAUCAAGAAAUCAUAUGGUGUGGCUGAAGAUGUACAGGUGGAAGUUGGGACACUAACGGUAAAAUCCUUUGAUGAAGAGGUAACAUUGAAGAUGUUAGAAGUCAAGAAACAAAGUGCAAGUGGGUAUGAUCCAGCUUCUGUUGGUAUGAUCUAA
Molecule: messenger RNA, 429 nt
Organism: Vicia villosa (hairy vetch)
Lineage: Eukaryota; Viridiplantae; Streptophyta; Magnoliopsida; Fabales; Fabaceae
Exons: 2
Coding region: 1-429 (142 amino acids)
Source: RefSeq, a predicted model, not a curated record